Messenger RNA from Arachis ipaensis, 957 nucleotides. The record is from RefSeq and is a predicted model, not a curated record. NCBI's taxonomy places the organism in Eukaryota, Viridiplantae, Streptophyta, Magnoliopsida, Fabales, Fabaceae.
AUGUGCAGAUUACUUGUGGUAGCAGCUGAGGUCUAUAUUGUGUAUAUGGGGAAAAAGAAGAAGAAUAAUUGGGAUGAAAUCUCCACACAAUCAUUGCAUCAUUUCUUGCUCCUAGAGUGCCACUGCCACCUAAAGAGGGUUUUGUCACUCAUCCUUACAAGAGCUCAAGAAAAGUAUGACAAAAAAGACAAAAGGUAUUGGGAUGUCUUCUACAAGUGCCACAAGGACAAGAUUAGUUCGCAAGAGGGUAUUGAAACAACGAAACUUGCUUCGGAUAUUGCUGAUAUUUCCAUAAAAGAAAAAUCCUCAAGUUCUCCCACUACUAGUAGUAAUCAAGAUGGUGGUUUCUUGUGGAAGGAUGGUUUUACAAAUAAUUCGAACUCUAUAAAGGAGGACAAUGUUAGUUCUUUGUCUUUCACCGUAACCAGUGCGACUUCAUGUCAGCCGAAUGAAUUGAACAAGAAAUUAGUUAUGAGUGAUGGGAUGAAUUCGAUUCAGAGGUCUUCAGAACUGAAGAGUCUUGUUGCAAAGCCGGCAGCUCAGAUCAAUGUUCCUUUUGAAAAAGGAUAUAGUCAAAUGGAUUGGCUUAAGCUUACUCGGACACAUCCUGACCUUGCAAGUUCUCUUACUUAAUCUAUUGCCUUAGUUUUUUAUUUAAAAAAUGACUCUACUUAAUUAGUUGUAGCUUUGAAUGAUAAGAAUACAUGAAGCUUAUGGUUGAUUAUUGUAGCUGAAUUUAAAAUAAGUUGCAGAACAACUGCUGCAAAUUUCUGAUUAGUGUAGCUAUUGGCUUAAUCCUUUGAGCGAGAGACACAGCGAGUAAAACAUAGAUUGUUCAACAUAAAAUUUACCUAUGCUUUCGAUCAUUGAUCACUGUUUAUUGGUAAAGGAAUAGCAUGCUACUUUCUAGACAAUAAUUCUUCUUUUAUUUUUCCAGUCAUCUAUAUAUAGAGGGUG